Apus apus (common swift) is the source of this 9410-nucleotide messenger RNA. It is a transcript of the gene LRCH2, whose product is annotated as leucine rich repeats and calponin homology domain containing 2. The record is from RefSeq and is a predicted model, not a curated record. The coding region runs from base 1 to 2307 and encodes 768 amino acids. NCBI's taxonomy places the organism in Eukaryota, Metazoa, Chordata, Aves, Apodiformes, Apodidae. Gene Ontology annotation, molecular function: protein binding. The transcript is spliced from 22 exons.
AUGGCGGCUGGGCAGGGGGGCGGCGGCGGCGGCGGCAACGGCGGCGGCAACGGGCACGGGGCGGGGGGGCUGGGGAUCCCCGCUCACCUCACUCUCUCCUUCUCGGCCGGGCCACACUGGGGCGCGGCCACUCUGCCGCAGUCGCACACGGUGCGCAGCCUGGACCGGGCCCUGGAGGAGGCGGGCAGCUCGGGCAUCCUCUGCCUCAGCGGGAGGAAGCUGCGCGACUUCCCCGGCAGCGGCUACGACCUCAGCGACACCACGCAAGCAGAUCUUUCAAAGAACAGAUUUACUGAAAUUCCUUCCGAUGUCUGGCUGUUUGCACCACUGGAGACUUUAAAUUUGUAUCACAACUGCAUCAAAUCCAUUCCAGAAUCUAUUAAAAACCUACAGAUGCUUACCUACCUGAACAUUAGUCGAAAUCUUUUAUCAACGUUGCCAAAAUACCUGUUUGAUCUUCCACUUAAAGUUCUGGUUGUCAGUAAUAAUAAGCUGGUGUCCAUUCCAGAAGAAAUUGGAAAGUUGAGAGAUCUAAUGGAGUUGGAUAUCAGCUGCAAUGAACUUCAGGUUCUCCCCCAGCAGAUAGGAAAAUUGCAGUCACUUAGAGAAUUAAACAUAAGAAGAAAUAAUCUCCAUAUGUUGCCAGAUGAAUUAGGAGACCUUCCCUUGGUAAAGCUGGAUUUUUCUUGUAAUAAAAUCACAGAAAUUCCAAUUUGUUACAGGAAGUUACGUCACUUACAAGUUAUAGUUUUGGAUAACAAUCCAAUGCAGAUACCACCAGCCCAGAUAUGUUUAAAGGGUAAAGUACAUAUAUUUAAAUUCCUCAGCAUUCAGGCGUGCCUCAGAAUAGAUAAAAAACCAGAUUCUUUGGAUCUUCAGUCAUUAGGUAAACGAAUCCCCUCCCAGCCACUCACAGACAGCAUUGAAGACUUUUAUCCCAAUAAAAAUCAUGGACCAGACUCUGGCAUUGGGAGUGAUAAUGGAGAUAAAAGGUUGUCCACAACAGAACCAUCUGAUGAUGAUACAAUCAGCCUUCACUCCCAGAUAUCAGAAUCAACAAGGGAACAGACAAUAAGGAAUGACAAUCAAGUAACGGGAAGUAAACUUGACCCACAGAAAGAUCAGGAGGUGUAUGACUACAUUGAUCCAAAUGCAGAAGAGGGAGCUGUUCCUGAGCAAGGAGAUACACAGAUUGGACCAUUGCUGUCCUAUAUCAAGGAACGGGGAAAACAUCCUGAGAAAUCCCAGAAAAUAGAACUGAAUGAGGACUGGGCAGAUGAAAAGAGACUUCAGAAAAAACAGCUGCUGGCUGAAGAUGAUGAUGAGCUCAAAGAAGUGACUGACUUGAGAAAAAUAGCAGCUCAAUUACUGCAGCAAGAACAAAAACACAGACGAAGGCCAUUAAGCUAUAGAGCUUCAUUCAGUGAAAAACUCUUCCAGAGGACCAGGGCGGCAGGACGUGCAUCCAGGCUUCUUAAUAAUUCUGUUUCCGUAAGCACAAGGAACAGGCCAAAGCAACCAAUGGAAUCUGAAAAAUGUAUCUCAACAGAAGAAGUGAAUUCCUCUGUGUCCACAUACAGCUGGCAGCCAGUGGAAAACCAGAAGGAUUCAUUGGAUGAGCAGCACUGGCCAGAAACACAGCCACUGAUUUGGCAGAAUGAAGAAAGAAGGAGAAGUAAACAAAUUAGAAAAGAGUAUUUCAAGUAUAAGUCUUCCAGGAAAAGUUCAAGUGGAAAUGAGAAUGAUGAGCAAGACAGUGAUAAUACUAAUGUGUCUCCACAGUCUCCUGUGUCAUCUGAGGAUUAUGAAAGGACAGAUAGUAACACUCAUGGUCCAUUUGGUCUCAAACCAAGGUCAGCUUUCAGCCGUGCAUCUCGCCAGGACUAUGGUGCAGUGGAUCCUGGAUUCACAAUGAGGAGGAAAAUGGAGCAUUUAAGGGAAGAAAGAGAACAAAUAAGACAGCUUCGCAAUAAUCUUGAAUCAAGGUUAAAAGUGAUUUUGCCAGACGACAUUGGAGCAGCACUGAUGGAUGGAGUAGUUCUUUGCCAUUUGGCCAAUCACAUAAGGCCACGUUCUGUAGCCAGCAUCCAUGUCCCAUCACCAGCAGUGCCUAAACUCAGUAUGGCAAAGUGCCGAAGAAAUGUUGAAAACUUUCUGGAUGCUUGUAAAAAAUUGGGUGUUCCACAGGAGAGACUUUGCUUGCCUCACCACAUUCUGGAGGAAAGGGGUCUGGUGAAGGUUGGCCUCACAGUUCAAGCCCUGCUUGAGUUGCCAGCGUUGAAAGUAUCUCAGCUUUCCUCCAUGUGACGUGGCUUCUUGGAAGCCAGACAACUUCUCAUUCAGUCUGUUGAUUUGGAUUGCUUUGAGGCAGUUCAGCUUCCUACGUGGGAACACACAAGCCAUCAAGAACUAGAAUCUGUCCAAAUGCUGUAGAGAGCCUUACUUCGGAGUUGUACAUGAGAACCUUGGAGUCAGCUGACAGUGAAAAGAACAUCAAUAUUCCUCUUGGGUUUUUUUUUUUCCCCUUUUGCAGUUGGAUGCACAAAGAGAUCUUGGUAGCAUCAGGUUCUCUUCCCUCGCCAGUUAAUUUACGUUAAAAGCUGCCAUUUAACAUCUCACAGUGUUAGUUAAAUGCUGGAUUUCUUUUCCUACGAUGAAAAUGAAUUCUUUUAGAAGUACAAAGCACACCCUCCCUCACGUUCAUCUUUCAACUCAAUCAUUUGAUUUCAAGGUAGACAAAAAUGUAGCGAUGGUAACGAUGCGAGUGACUGAUCCCUUGUCAUCCACUUCUCCUCUCUCAGAAAGCUUAAGAUUUGCAUUCUUUAUUUUUUGCACUCCUGAUUGUAACUUACACACACUUCUAACAUUGCCAGUAUUUAGUCUGAGUCUAUGGUGAUGACACAAAGCAGUAUAACCAUGGGAAAAGGACACAUUUUAGUGAGUUUUUUCCAGUCUUCUAGGUUGGUGCCAAAUAUUUUUUUCAGUUGUACUGUAGAUUGUUUACAUGUGAAGUGCCUGUGUAAUUGAUAACUCUUAAUAGUCUUAAACAUUUUGGAAAUUCCUUUGUUUAAAAUAGACAAAAUGGAAAUUUUUAAAUAUUUUAAUAGUUUUUUGUAAACUCAGUAUGUGAAGAUUUAAGUAAUACUUCACAUUUUUGAUGUUGGAUGUUUUACGUUUGUUGCACAAUUUAAUUGGUUGUUUUGUUGUCUUAAUAAUUAGAAGAUACUGUAAAUACUUCUUAUUUAUGAUAUUUAAUUUGAUAAUACCUAAUCACUUUUGCUUUAAUGUAUUGUUGGACAAAAAGUUGUCUACUUUUCUUUGCUUGGGACAAACAAAUACACACAGUGAGGAAGGCAUGAGGACUAGAAAUGCAUACAGAGUAAUUUAGGACAUUUUGAUAAAACUGCCAAAAUCUCAGGUUUAUGCUGUGACUUUCAGGAUUUUGUGUAAUACUACUCCUGAUCUCACAUCACAUUUUAAAACAGGUAUAUCCAUAAUUUAGUUGAGAAAUAUCAGUGUUUAUCCUUUUAGUGUUUAUGGGAUUUAUUGUGGAAUUUACACAAGUGUGGCAAAGCACACCAAUCACUUUGUUCACAUGUCACUGUGCUGAGACAUUAGGCUUUGCUGGAUAAAUGUGAAAAAGAAACAUUUCCACUGUGGUGGUUUCUUGAAACUUCCAAGCUUUAUGUAUUUCUUUGCUUCUGCACAAAUUCUUAGUAUUUUGAGAACAUUUUGAAACCAUACAGAAUUGAAUUCUUCUCUGGACAAGUUGCAGAUAAUUUCAAUGUUUCAGUAAUAUCUGUUUGCAUUAGUUUGUUCUUCAUUAAUAGGCAGCUCAAUUAAAACAAAAACAAGUUCUGACUUUUUUUAUUUCAGGCCAAGUUAAUUUCAGUUGAGGGGUAUGUUUUCCAACCAUGUAACAAGAUUUUAUUCUAUUCUUUCCAAUUGAUCAAGAUCCCAUGUAAUAUAAUUCAUAAAAGAAUUAAGAAAGGAUGUAAUUUGCUUCUUACUUCAUUUACUACAGUCCUUAAAAUCAAUAGCUGAGAGAAACAAUAACCUUUUUCUCAUGACAAGAUUUUUUGUUUAAAGACAUAUUAUUUUUAAAUCCAUUGAAACAAGCUGAUUCAUGUGUAACAGUUAAAGACCCCACUUAUUUAUAUAGUGUUUUCUUAAAAUACAGCUCGUGUGGAGGCUGAUGUCAAACUUAAUUUGCAAAGUCCUGGGUAUACAAAUCUUAGGUUACAUAAAUACUGGUUUGAGGAAACUGGAUUGCUUUGAAAUAUGGUAUUUCAGAUCUCUCUUUUUUAAAUCAUUCACAUCAUACUCAUUUUAACUACUUCAGUGUCUUAUUUUUCUUUAAAGGCAUUAUCUGAAAAAUCAUACUAAGACUAAAAUGGAAAAAGGAAUAUAAUUCAUUGAGCAAAAAACUUACUUGCUUCAUUUGAAGAACACGACUAUUCAAAAAGAAUAAGUCUUUGUCUUUCAACUCCUUGCUCUGGUAUUUGACAACAACAACAGUUUGAUUUCAAUAUAUUAGCCAUACAGCUGCUAACUGAAAAUAGUCACUUUCUGUUAUCUGGCUUAAAAUGUUCUAUAUUAUUUUUUCAUCGUGAUAUUUAAAUGUUUUCUGACCUUAAAGUAGCUUUUUUCCUACUAUAACUAAAUUGAUGAAGUUGCAUCACAGUAUGAUCAUUAAGAAUUCCCUUGAUGUAGCAUGCCAGAUCCUUACCAGGUUUUUUUAAGCUUAGCUUGUUUCUUAAAUAACUUUUUUUCUUUUUUUUAGUACUCUGGAGUUCUUCACCAAAAACUUGCUAGAAGCAGUCUUGUUUUGCCAUUCACUGUAAAUUAUUAUGCCUUUAAGCUUAAGGGAAGGAUUAUCAUGACUCUUCCAGGGCUUCCUUUUUAGUGGUGCAAAGAUUAAGGCCUUCAAGUAUCCUUAGGAGCAGUCUGAGAAAAGAUCCUCUGUGGCUGGAUGAAUUUUUUCUCCUCUUACUUUAGCUGCUUUUACAAAUGAUAAUAAUCAAAAGCUUUGCUAAAGUUGACUGUUUCUAUCAUGAUUUAAUUUUUUAGAGGCAUCUGCAAAAAAAGCUGUCAAAAAAGAUUUGAAUUUGAGGUUUGAAGUUUAGAUUUGAAUUUUAAAGCAGCCUGUAGAAAUUGUUGCUGUCUUCCCUGGAUGAGAAUUUGACAACUAUCCCCUUUCUGCCUUUUCAUUUGAUUCCCACCAUCUUCUUACUGAUUUUGGUUGCUCAUAGAUGGAGUGACUUGGCAUUGUUUAUUGCUGCAAGCCACUUUCCUCCUUCCUCUAGGUUCUUUUUUAAGAACUUGCUCCAGUGGCAUUGGUGAAUGACUGUGAUUCCAGAAUCCCUGCUCCCAACAUUUUAGUAUCUUUGGGAUAUCCUUUUCCUAUUUUGUUUAGCAUUCAGUGCCAUUACUUAAUACUUGGUCCAGCUGAUAAAUGGUUAAAAACAGAGGCCUGCCCAGUUCCUAAUGUAGUUGCUCAGUUUUUAGUUUGGGCUUGAAGGAAAAUCCACGUUCAAAGCUUUAGGAAACUGCAUGAAGUUUUCCUAAUAGAUUUAAGAGUUAACUAGGGUGCUUUUCUUAUUGUGAAUGCUACACAAAGUUACUGCAAUAAUGUGGUAUGAGCUGUAUAUUGGAGUGAAUCAACAUAGUGACAGGGCUUCUGGCCUUGUGCACUGGUUGUGGUUUUUAUAUCAUUGGAUGCAGGAUGUUGCAUGUGAAUGAUCUUUCAUUUAAGCAAUAAUAUCCCAGACAUUGUGAGAUCUUAAAGCAGUGCUAUUCAAAUCAUUGUUACCAAGUGUGGUCAAUUCCCCACCCAGUAUUUCAGAAAUGCUUCACAUCUGCUGUGUUGUACUGAGACACUGCUGGGGAGGCAGCAAAACAUCUAUACUCAUGUACCCGGAGGCCUUCCAAAGUAUAACCAAGAACAAAAAUCAUCAUGAAACAAUGAGGAAAGAAUAAAAUAAAAAAAUAGGUUGAAAUUAUAAAUAACUAUGACACGAAGCAUGAGAACUUCUGGGGAAAAUUCUAGCUUCACUGAAGGCAAUGCAAGUUUUGCUCUUGGCUUCAGUAGUUUCCAUCUCUUUGUUUUAUGGAACACCUGAGCUGGAGACCAUAGGAAAUGCAGGUUACAUUUGUUGGAGACUAGCAAAGCUUUAGUGUCAAAUUCUUGACUAAAAAUGGUGAUCUCUGCUAAGUCAAAGGAAGCUGGAAAAUAUUACACAGAUUCAUACAAAUUUCCUGAUGUGCCACAUACAGUGGCUCAGCUGUCAUAGCAGAGCAACGUGUGUCACCUCAAUAACAUGGCAGGUGAGGGCUACAUCAGUUAUUUGCUGCACUAAAAACUUUUAUUUCAAGUAUCAUUUAGUGUCAAGUCUUCUCAGACUGUACCAUAAAUUUGUAGCCAAAUUCAAACAAAAAAAAAAAAAAAUGAGAAGGCAUCUGUUUGACUGAAAUCAAAACUUCUUGAGAUUGAAGAGAAUCUUCCAUCUUCCUUCCGGUGAUCCCUGAAAUGCUUGUAUGAAGGGUAGAUCUAUCUAACCCAGCUGCAGCUGGCCUGUUUAUCUCAGAGUACUCUGUGUGCUGAUGCAGAGAUAAAGCAUGUUAAUAAUUGAACUGAUUCUCAUCUGAGAGCAACUUGUGGGAGUUUCUAGCACUUCCUGUGGAUAGGAGAGGAUUUUGGUCAGGCUAAUGGAUGUGCUUCUUCCAGGAGAUACAUCAUAUUAACCAGUGAUUACCCCUGGUUGGAAAAACAAAAGCAAAUAAACCAAACACCCCCAAAACUAGUGAUAUAUUUCCUUUCUACAGCUGACUCUUUGGAAUUUAUAUUAAAAAAAGAGGGGGGGGGGAAGGUGAAGUAUUAGAGCACCCUCUCCUUGGUGAACUGAGUCAAUUUCACAUGGAAUCACUUCACAGGGAAAAGCCCUUGGAUUUAGCAGAGAAAGAAAUAGAUGUUUUGUAGCUGCUUCAUGCUGGGGGAGGUGGAUCCUGAAGUACAUGGAGCUUUCUUUGAGGUUACAGUAACAAGAAAUUUGACAUCUUUGUUUGUCCCAAAGGCUGUAUUUUGGGUAGCUCUAUCCCAGUGCUGCAGAUAGUGCUGCUGGGUGUGCAGAGAACAUUGUCCAUUCCAAGCCCUGGUGCCAUUGGCAUCACCCUUGGCUUUGCAGUGAGGAGACUGGACUGCGUGGUGCAACUUGUGAAGGAAGCACCUCUUUGCUCCAUGCUGCCUCCUCCUGCAUGGGCUGCAGAAUUCUUUUCAUAGGUUUGUUUUUUUUUUUUUUGCAAUCUGAAUAAAAACAUCAAGGGAAGUGGUCACUUUAUUUGAGAGUAAUAAAUAGUUAAGUAGAUGUUUGCCAAUAUUGACUUCUACCAGCAAAGAAGGAUGUAGGUUGCUCUAGAAACUGCAGAGCUGCUCUGGUUGGGAAUUGCACCAUGACACUUAAGAGGUUAGUGUGUCACUUCUCCUCUCACCUGAGUGAAUCAAAGCAGUGCUUCUGCUGCUUGUUCCAUCCUCAACACACUGUGGAAUAUGUGAAAUUCAUUUACAAAUGGAGGGAGAGGCCAACUCUUUUUUAUUCAGGUAUUUUGUGGCACAAACUCCUCUCUCCCUGUGUGGAAAAUAUCUGGUGAUCUGGACUGUUAAAAUAGAGAACAUCUGUGAUUAGCUGAGUUUCAGUUUAAUGUUGCCACUGCACAGGAGCAGUUCUGGUUCCUGUCUUUUUUACAUAGUAAAAUGCCACUUUGCUUUCUGUGUCUUUAAGUAUUUCACAGAGUACAGUUCUGACAGAGUAUUAUCUUAACAUUGUGGUUAUUUGCAGUAUUUUUUUAAUCUUAUUUUUUUUUCUUUAACAUGGGAGGCAAAGGGAGACAAAAUUGCUAUAGGCUGCCUGAUCAGUUUCUAUGGGAAGAAUACAAAUUAUUAUAAAAAUGACAUAAUCAGUCCUUUUUAGUUCAAAGGCUUUACAGCCAACUGCAUUUUUCAUUCAAGAAGAAUUCAAAAUUCAAGAAGAAUUUUUCAUGUGGCUUUUCCAUAUACAUUUUAGAAUCCUAAUAUUAAAACCAAGCAGCCUUUCCAGGAGUUGGUUCAGUAUCUUAAGGACAAUAGCUCAAACAGACAGCAAAUGGUUUUGGGAAACUUUCCAGGGUUUGUGGUUGGACUUGAUCUUUUCCAGGUCUUUUCCAACCUAAAUGAUUCUGUGAUGCUGUGACUUAAGUGAAAUGAGAACUUCCCUCAAUAGUUUUAUAACUGAGCUACAACAUGAAGUCAUUUCAAAUGAAUUCUUGGCACUACUGAUUCCCUCACCCCUUUUAAAACAGGGGGAAAGAAGAGGUAACUUUUUCUUUCACGUUAGUUUUAUGAAGCCAGAUUGUGAAAUAGAGAAUAUUUGGAAAUAAUCACAAGGAUGGGUGUUUUUUUUUUGGUGGUGGUGGUUUAAAAUUUAAAUAUGACUGAACCAGUGAAAUCAUUCCAGAAUUGCUGUAUUUGUUUAGGGUUUGGUUGUGCCCUUCCUGUCAUGGGAAAUCCUGUUGCUCAGUAUUAAAAUGCUUUCUGGAGCAUCUGCAGGAUGAUGCUCUUCACCUGCCCAUGGUGACAGCUGUGUUUCCACGUGGACGUGUUCCAUUAAGCGUUGCUGCCACUGGGGUAAUUCCUGGCUCUUAACUGGUCAUGUCUGGUGCACCAGCAGGUAGUGCAAGGCUCUGAUUCCCCUGAGGGGCAAACACAGGCAUUGCAAAAGGAUUGCUUGGUGAUUACAGUUGGAAAGAAUGUGAAUACUUUUGGGUGUUCUGUGUAGAAGAAAGCAAAUGUGGCUGCUUUACAAUUACCACUGGGUUGGUAUUUAGUUACUUGAUCUUGUAACUCUACUUGAUUUUGUAACUGUUCUUCUCAAGCUCAGAGAAGUCAGUGUAGCCAAACCAUCAGUAUGUAAAUGUGUGCAGGAGGUGACAGAAGCAGUUCUGAGGCACAGUUGGAGUGCUCAUUUAAAAAUAAAUGCUUAAAUUGUGUAUAUACUUGCGACAGCUUUGAUAGUGCAUUUUAAUUCAUUUUGCAUUUCAUGUUCUUGUAAAGUGCAUCUUCCACACUUCAGAAGAUUGUCUCCUUGUACAAUACUGUAUUGAGUCUUUUUUCAGGACUUCCAUUAUUGCUGGAGCUUCCAACAUAUAUGUUUCUUUUGAAAAAAACAAAAUGUUCCUACUGUUAUUUUUGGUUUUGUAUAUAGUUUUUUUGUAUUCAAUUUGCAUGGAUAAAACCUACAUUUCCAAAACAAGUGUACAUACUCUGUGUGUAAAAUACAAACUGUUUCAUAACUUUUAUGUAGUUACUCAGUUUGAUUUCGCUUCAGGUUUUAUAUAUUCAUAGUAAAUAAUGAGGAUUUGUUGUUUGUUCUUUCAAA